ACACACAACACUGAAACUCUGAAACGAACACACAUCCACGCGAGCGCACGCGCGAAUCGCCGAGGACGUCACCGGAGACGCGGCAGGCGACGAGCCCCCCUCCUGAUUCCGGCGACCUCCUCGCGGAGGGGUCAGCGCCGUAGGCGUGGGCCACCCAUGGCUCGUCGGUCGUCGUCGUCCUCCUCGUCGGGGGCGUGGCGGUACCUGAACCCCGCGUAUUACCUCAAGCGCCCCAAGCGCCUCGCCCUCCUCUUCUUCGUCUUCGUCGCCGCCACCUUCGCCUUCUGGGACCGCCAGUCGCUCGUCAGCGAGUACGAGUUAGCGUGUAGUACUAGCAUCAGCAUGCAUGCACUGGAAGGGCUGGGGCCCUUGCCGCUCGGGGGUCCAGGCUGGUUGCCCCAUCUGCCCAGUCUCUGGGCCAGCACUAUUCAGUGGGAGGAGUAUGGCCGCAUGGGGAUAGUAAGGUACUUCAUCAGCUUAGACUUGUCUCAGUCUGAGAUUUCCCGGUUAGAGAAUGAAAUAAAUCAGUUGCAUGGUCAGUUAAGAAAGGCUGGGGUUCAUCUGGAUGAAAAUCCAACAAGUGACGAAAUGUCCAGAAAAGAUCUUGUAGAGAUUGAUCCUAUUAAUAUCGAUAGGAGGGAAAAGGUUAAGGAUGCUAUGCUCCAUGCUUGGAAUUCCUAUGUAAAGUAUGCAUGGGGAAUGGAUGAGCUUCAGCCACGUUCAAAGAAUGGUGUCAAUAGCUUUGGUGGUCUUGGGGCAACCCUUGUGGACUCGCUCGAUACAUUGUAUAUAAUGGGCCUAAAAGAUGAGUUUCGGAAGGCCAGAGACUGGGUAGCAGAGUCAUUAAGGUUUGACAAGGAUUAUGACGCCAGUGUUUUUGAAACGACCAUAAGGGUUGUUGGAGGUCUCCUCAGUGCAUAUGAUAUGUCUGGUGAUAAAGUUUUUCUCGAUAAGGCUAAGGAUAUUGCUGAUCGAUUGCUACCUGCUUGGGAUUCAACAUCCGGCAUCCCUUAUAAUUCAAUCAACCUAGUUCAUGGCCGAGCCCAUAAUUUUGGAUGGACCAACGGUGAUAGUAUCCUUGCGGAUUCUGGAACGGAGCAACUUGAAUUUAUAGCAUUGUCCCAGAGAACUGGUGAUCCCAAAUAUCAGCUGAAGGCGGAAAAUGUCAUCCGACAGCUUCAGAAGAUAUAUCCAAGUGAUGGCUUACUUCCUAUCUACAUAAAUCCUCAGUCAGGAACAGCCUCAUACUCAACAAUUACAUUCGGUGCUAUGGGAGAUAGCUUUUACGAGUACUUGCUCAAGGUCUGGAUUCAGGGGAAUAAAACCGAGAGCGUAAAACAUUACAGAGAAAUGUGGGAGACAUCAAUGGAAGGUUUAAUAAGCUUGACUAGGAGAACUACACCGUCUAAUUACUCCUACAUCUGUGAGAAGAACGGUGGCUCGUUGUCUGACAAGAUGGACGAACUUGCAUGCUUUGCCCCUGGUAUGCUGGCACUGGGAGCCUCUGGUUAUGGGCCUGAAAAGGCUAAACAGAUUAUGAAUCUUGCAGAAGAGCUUGCUCGGACCUGUUAUAACUUCUACCAAACAACACCCACGAAGUUGGCGGGCGAGAAUUACUAUUUCCAUGAAGGACAGGAUAUGAAUGUGGGCACAUCAUGGAAUAUCCUGAGACCAGAGACUGUUGAAUCACUAAUGUACCUGUGGCGCCUCACGGGGAACAAAACAUACCAAGAUUGGGGGUGGGACAUAUUUCAGGCAUUUGAGAAGAACUCCCGCAUUGAAUCUGGAUAUGUGGGACUGAAAGAUGUGAACAGUGGCGAAAAGGACGACAAAAUGCAGAGCUUCUUCCUAGCAGAGACGCUCAAGUACCUCUACCUGCUGUUCUCCCCUCCAUCAGUCAUAUCCUUGGACGAGUGGGUCUUCAACACCGAAGCUCACCCAUUGAGAAUUGUUCCAGUACAUGGUAGCAAAGGUGACUCAACUGACACUAAAACACCAGUGGUAAGUCUCGGAAGGAAGCAGGGCAAACAGGGGUAGGCCUGAACUAUAGGGUGCAGGAUUUUUGCAUCUGCCGUCUGAUUUUGACCUGCGGGACGGAAAAAUUUACAUUACAGGGAAAUAUUCAUCCCCAGAGCGGCAAGGGUUGCAAAUCGCGGCAUUAGGCUAUGUAGGAAACAACAUUAUAUAGGUAGAGGAUGAUGAGAUAAUCUGGGGCAGUCCCCCAUGAAAAUUUUCAUCUUUUGGACUUGCUUGCGCUCCCUGCGCUAUUGAUUUGCAGCAUACAUGUAACUUAGUGUCCAUAUUUUGUUGCUUGCCUGGGGCUCUCUGGAGCUGUUGUAUUCUCAUGAUUUCCCUCCGAGUUGUUACCAUUUGGAAUAGUAUAUGGUCUAUAAAACAUUUGUUGUGUUUUCCGUUUA
Molecule: messenger RNA, 2417 nt
Organism: Brachypodium distachyon (stiff brome)
Lineage: Eukaryota; Viridiplantae; Streptophyta; Magnoliopsida; Poales; Poaceae
Product: mannosyl-oligosaccharide 1,2-alpha-mannosidase MNS1
Exons: 15
Coding region: 157-2037 (626 amino acids)
Biological process (GO): N-glycan processing; carbohydrate metabolic process
Cellular component (GO): Golgi membrane; endoplasmic reticulum
Molecular function (GO): calcium ion binding; mannosyl-oligosaccharide 1,2-alpha-mannosidase activity
Source: RefSeq, a predicted model, not a curated record